CAAAGGGAAGAAUGAAUUAUGGAGCAAACUGGGCAACAUUGUUAACUACAAAGACACAGCUGUGUGCGUGGGAGGGGAUUUUAAUGUCACUAUCUCACAGGAAGAAAGAAGAGGGUGUCAGGGCAUAUAGAAGGAGAUGGAGGGUUUUGAGGCAUUCAUAGCAGAAACAGGGUUGAUCGACUUACCAAUGAUUGGGAGAAGGUUUACCUGGUAUCAACCAAAUGGGAGAGCCAUGAGUCGCCUAGACAGAUUUUUAAUAAAUGAGGAGUGGCUUGUAACAUGGGAAGGCUUGAAACAGUGGGGUUUGAUGAGAAGCAUCUCAGAUCACUGUCCAGUGCUAUUGAAAAAUAAGGUGAAGAAUUGGGGGCCAAAGCCAUUUCGCUUCUUUGAUGCUUGGCUUAGGCAUUCGGAAUUCAAAGACAAAGUGGCAGAGGUGUGGAGAACAAAGGAGCUCCAAGGAACAGGUGGCUUUAUUCUCAAAGAGAAACUAAAAGCAACUAAAGUAUAUUUGAAGAAAUGGAGCAAAGAAUACAAUAGUGAGCUGAACAAAACAAUAGAAGAAUGCAAGGAAGUGAUACUCCAAAUAGAUGUGAAAGGUGAAGCUCAAACAUUGACUGAAGAGGAGUUGGAAUUCAAAAAGAAGAAUGAAGUUGAUCUAUGGCGUAGAAAUGAAAUUAACUACCUGGAGGUGGGAGGCACGAAACUAAUGGAGAUCACAGAUCUAAAGGAAGGUGUCAUGAAGUACUUCCAGGAACUAUUCAUAGAAGAUGAUUGGGAAAGACCAAUAUGGGAGGGAAUUGAAUUCAAGAAGGUCACACUUGAGCAAAACAUAAUGCUGACUGCACAAUUCACAGAAGAAGAGAUAAAGGAAGCUGUGUGGGACUGUGACAGUUCAAAGGCCCCAGGACCAGAUGGAUGCAAUUUCGGGUUUAUCAAAGCAAUGUGGGAGAUAGUGAAGGAUGAUGUUGUAAAAUUCGUUGAAGACUUUCAUACAAGUGGAAGAUUAGUAAGAGGCUCAAAUGCAUCUUUCAUUGUUCUAAUUCCAAAAAAGGAGAACCCAAUGAAGAAGGUGAUGGAGGGGUUGAUAAGCGAACAACAGUCAGCAUUCAUACAAGGGAGACAGCUUAUGGACAGUGUAGUUGUGGCCAAUGAAACCAUCGACGAGAUUAAGAAGAAGAAGAAAAAGAGCUUCAUCUUCAAAAUUGACUUCGAGAAAGCCUACGACAAGGUUUCUUGGAAUUUCAUAGAUUAUAUGCUGAUGCGCAUGGGCUUUGACAAUGUUUGGAGGAAGUGGAUUAUGGAGUGUCUUCGCUCAAGCACAAUCUCAGUUUUAUUGAAUGGCAGUGUAACAAAGGAAUUCAGUGUGAGCAAGGGUCUGCGACAAGGCGACCCUCUCUCCCCCUUCUUGUUCCUUAUAGCCGCUGAGGGCCUUUCAAAACUAUUAGCAUCCGCUGAAAAAAAAGAUUUGUUCAAUGGAAUGACGGUAGGCUCGAAGGGGCUGAAAAUUUCUCAUCUCCAAUUUGCGGAUGACACUAUCAUUUUUGGAGAGGCCUCGAAAAGAAAUGUCAAGGCAAUUAAAAGUAUAUUGAGGAUCUUUGAAAUGGUUUCGGGACUCAAAAUCAACUACAACAAAAGCAAGUUGUAUGGAAUGAAUAUAGAAGAGGAAGUCUAUCAACAUUGGGCCAUAUUCUUGAAUUGCAAAACGGGUAAACUACCCAUGACCUACCUGGGCAUGCCAAUUGGAGCAAGUUUGAGAAGCAAGGACACAUGGGCAGAACUGAUAAGCAAAAUAGGAAGGAAGUUGGCUGGUUGGAAAAAUAGGUUCUUAUCCUUGGGGGGGCAUAUUGUCAUUAUAAACUCCGUGUUGACUAGUCUUCCUGUCUUCCUUAUGUCUACUUAUCUCUUACCUGAUGGAGUGAUAAAAAAGAUUGAUGCAAUUAGAAGGAAAUUUUUAUGGGGUGGGUGUGAGGAGAGAAACAAGAUUGCAUGGGUAAGGUGGGAUAAAGUUUGUAAGGAUAGGAAACAAGGGGGGAUGGGUAUUAAAGACCUUAGGAUGUUUAUUUUAGCGUUGAUGGGGAAAUGGUGGGCGAGAUUAGUUAAUGAGCAAGGAGGCUUAUGGAGAAGAGUGCUCUUAGAUAAAUAUGGAGGGGAAGGAGGAAGCUGGGGAGAAUGGAUAACAAAGGGGCAGAACAGGGGAUCUAGAUGUUGGAAAGAUGUUUGCAAAAUUAAUGAGUUGAUUGAGGGGAAACGGGAUUGGGUGAAGUCGGGCUUUAAGUUGGUUAUAGGAGAUGGUGCUAAGGUCUCCUUUUGGAGACAAGUGUGGGUGGGAUCUCAUAGCUUAGAAGUAAUGUUCCCUCGAUUAUCUUAUCUUUCCACAGAUAGACAAAGCACGGUGCAGCAAAUGGGAGAAUGGAUAGGUGGUUCAUGGAGAUGGAGAUUAAAAUGGAGGAGAAGAUUAUCAACAAGGGAACAGGACCAAGAAACACAACUUCGGAGCACCAUACAAAAUGUGCAAGUUCGAAAAGACGCCGACGAUAGAUGGUGGUGGAGAUAUGAAAAAGACGGUGAAUACACAGUAAAAUCAGCAUACAAGAUGCUAACAACAACAGAAGAAGGGGAUGAAAUCAAAUGUCUUAAGAGAUGCUGGAACUUGACAAUCCCAUUGAAAAUCUGUGCUUUUAAUUGGCUGUCAGUGCUUGGACGUACACCUUGCAAGGUAAACCUCUUGAAGAGAAAUAUCAUUAGACAAGAAGCAGAUGCUAAGUGCAGUUUCUGUGCAGAAAUAGCAGAAAAUGAGGACCACCUACUACUGUGGUGUGAUUUUUCAAGAAAAAUUUGGAACAAAAAUCUCGCAUGGUGGGAAAUCAAGUAUGUCAUGGCCAGGAGUUGUAAGGAUGCUUUUCUCCAACAUAGCUGGGCGGGUAGAAACCAAAAAGGGUGGCAGGUGAUAUGGUAUGCUACAAUCUGGGCCUUAUGGUCAACUCGGAACCGUAGAAUUUUUGAGGCAAAGCAAGUGUCCACUGAUGAAGUGUUCCACAUGGUACAAUACAAUUCAUACUGCUGGAUAAAGAGCAAAAUUGAAGACUGGACAUACUCUUUUGCGGACUGGUGCAAUGCUCCAAGUAGAUGCCGAACAGUAAAAGUUCCAAAACUAAGAUUGGAAGAGCUUGAGCAAGGUGAGCUGAUAUGAUGUCUGCAGUAAUACCAUAUGAAGGUGUUUUUUAAGCAGUAGGGGUUUCCCGUGCCAGUGGGUUUGAUGAUCAAAACAAUGAGAUGUGGAGAAAUUGCAAAAGAGGACAGAAAACCCGACACGGGUGUGGUGUCGACACAUAAAUUUGGUGUGGACAC
Molecule: messenger RNA, 3348 nt
Organism: Rubroshorea leprosula
Lineage: Eukaryota; Viridiplantae; Streptophyta; Magnoliopsida; Malvales; Dipterocarpaceae
Source: the annotation of a GenBank genome assembly